Maniola jurtina (meadow brown) is the source of this 2995-nucleotide messenger RNA. Its product is annotated as zinc finger and SCAN domain-containing protein 2-like. Lineage: Eukaryota; Metazoa; Arthropoda; Insecta; Lepidoptera; Nymphalidae. Gene Ontology annotation, molecular function: zinc ion binding. The transcript is spliced from 18 exons. The coding region runs from base 47 to 2812 and encodes 921 amino acids. The record is from RefSeq and is a predicted model, not a curated record. Gene Ontology annotation, cellular component: nucleus.
AUAACAUGCGGAAAUAGAUGGCGCACCCAUUUUUCUUCAUAGAAAGAUGGAAGUGUUUCUAUAUAAUUCUACAGUUUGUAGAUUAUGUGGUGAAGAAAAUGAUAAUGGAAAUUUAUUAUAUUCCUGUGAAGAAAAUAACCAAAACUUAAGUGAAAUUAUUAACUCAUAUUUACCGCUAAAGGUAGAAGAUGAUGGAGAACUUCCACGAACUAUUUGUCCAGGAUGCACUAUUCAACUAGAAGCUACAGUAGAAUUUCUUAAUUUGAUAAUUAAUGGACAGAAAAUAAUAAGAAAGUUACACCAACGAGAAAGGGAAUACAAAAGGAGUUUGAAGAUACUAAAUAGUUCAAACGCAGAAGGAUCUGAGGCCUCAGAUAAAGUGUUCUAUGAAGUUAACAGCAAUGAUGAUCGAGCACUCUGUGUUUACCAAGCCGAGCACCCAGCAUCCCUGCAAGUGGCAGGACUGGAAAAGCCUAAAAGAAAGCGAGGGCGGCCACCGAAGAAACCUAAAACCCCAGAGGAGCUUGCACAAGAGGCGGUUGCAAAGAUACAACAAACUUCUGCAACUAUACCCAAUGUAGAGAGGAAAGAUGAUGAAGAUGUAUCAGGAAAAAGAAGAAGAAAAGCUCCCACUAGGUUCAAAGAAGCAGUGCAGGGCAAAGAACUGGAGCGUAUAUUCCUCGAGGUAGGGGUGAUCGAUGGAUCCGAGAGUGAGCACGACGUGAAGCCGGUGGUGGAGCCUGCGCCGGCCGCUAACAAGGAGCCCGAAGUGAUUGGCCACAUCGACCAGUCUGGCGAGCUGGUGCUGCGCGUCAAGAACAAGGGACGCGGCAGGCCCAAAGGUCGCACGACGCAGACGCGUGAGGAGUGCGCCAUCUGUGGCAUGGAGUUCGUGUCGCGCGGCCGCUACAUGUCGCACGUGGCGGCGCACGGGCCCGUGCUGUACCGCUGCGGCUGCGGCGAGCCCUUCCCCACCCGCCUCACCUUCACACAGCACCAGACCGCCACGCAGCACACUGGCCGCAGCGUCGAGCCCCUGCCCGACACCGAGCCGCCGCAAGCUGCACCACAAGAUAGCGAGAUAAUCCCCAAAGUGGAGAAGCAACAAGACAACCUACCACCGUCACCCAAAGUAGAGUCUACCCAGGAGACCUCUCCUCCGCAAACAUCUACAUCGCAAGCUUUGCCUGAUCUUAAUGCGGAAGAAGACGAGGUUCAGCUGGCUCAACCCACUGACCCCCUGCAGAUUGACGACGGGGAAGUUAAUAAUGACUCAAUAACUGAAGUUCCUUUACAAAAAAUAGUUGAGGUGAAGCAAGGGAAGAAGAAAAUCAAGUGCAACAAUUGUGACAAGUUGUUCAGCAACAGACAGAGCAAGUCCUUACAUAAUAAGGCGGUUCACCUCGGCGAGAAAAACUACGCGUGCACGGAGUGCGACGCGCGGUUCUCGUACCCGCGCUCUUUAGCCGUGCACCGCGUGUCGCACCGCCGCGUCCGACCGAGCAGGGGCUUCGCGUGCGAUCUCUGCGGGAAGGUAUUAAACCACCCAUCGUCAGUGGUUUACCACAAGCAAGCGGAGCAUGCGGAACAACGCUACGUGUGCGGAAAAUGCGGAAAACACUUCCGCCACAAGCAGUUGCUGCAGAGACAUCAGCUCGUGCACUCGCAACUACGACCGUUUCACUGCAAGGUAUGCAACGCGUCGUUCAAAACGAAGGCCAACUUGGUCAACCACCAGCUGCUUCAUACCGGCGUGAAGAAGUUCACGUGUGAAAUUUGCAAGCAGAAGUUUGCGCAUAAGACCAGUCUAACACUGCAUAUGCGACUACACACUGGGUUAAAGCCGUUCACGUGCGUAACGUGCGGGAAGAGCUUCAGCCAAAAAGGCAACCUGUCCGAACACGAACGUAUUCAUACGGGUGAGAAGCCCUACCAGUGCACCAUGUGCCCGCGACGCUUCACCACUUCCUCACAACAUCGCCUGCACGCCAGGAGGCAUGCGGCCGACAAAGCGCACUGCUGCCUCAAGUGUGGCAAGCGGUUUGUGUCGCGAAACUCUUGGGCCCUACAUGUGCGUCGCUUUGACUGCGGCAACACAAGACAUAAUAAGCGGGCGAUGGAAAAGAACAAGCAAUCCCACAAACAAGUGAGCCUGCUAGUUAACGACAAAAACAACGCACAACAUGCACACACAGUGCAGCAGCAGAUACAGUUCGAGCCGCUGCAGCACAAGCUGGACAUGGAUGACGACAGCGAGGAGCGCGUCAUCUACGUCGCCUACGAUGCGGACGACUCGCAGACCGGCGCCUUCCACAUACUGGACCCCGAGCAGGCGGUGAACAUAGAAGAGAGCCGCAUGCUGUCGAGCUGCCAGCUGUACAGCAGCGCGGGCUCGUCGCUGCUGGUGCCGCGGCAGCUGCAGCCGCUGGUGCCGCAGCCGCUGCAGCAAGUGCAGCUGCAGCAGCUGGACAUGAAGCUGGAGACGGAGGAGCUGGAGCUGCACAUCGAAGAGGAGGAAGAGGAGGAGCUGAGCGACGGAACGAGCAUACCUGUAACGGACGAGCAAGGCAACCCGCUGCACUUCACUAUGCAAGACGGCACUAAACUUGCCAUCACUUCCAUGGACGGCAAAACCUUGCAGGUGAUCACGCAAGAUGGACAGACCAUACCGGUGGAAAUCAACGGCUACAAUGAAGAGGAAGUGCACAUCACAGAGAGCGCGGGCGCGGAGCCGGCGGUGCCUCAGCACGAAGUGCACAAGGCGGUGGACGCCAGCACCAUGCCCGUCACGCAUUACUUCACCAUCGUGUAGACGCGCCUUAGCGGGAACUAUAUCUCACCAACGCGCAACGUUGGUAAAACUCGAGCAUCGUCAGAGUAAAAUGAUUUAAAUGAUUUGAUUUAAUUGAUAUUAUAAUGAAAAAUGGACGUAAAGCUCUUGCUUUCAUUUUUUAAUAUCAAUUUAACAUAAUAAAAUAUAUAAAAUACCAUAUUU